AUGUUGCACUACAGAACCCUAAUAGCCUUAAGUGUAUGCGCGUUGAUGGCGUCGGCCCAGGACUGGGGAGGCAUGGGCGGUGGAGAUAUGGGCGGUGGUGAUAUGGGAGGCAUGGGCGGUGGUGGCGACAUGGGCGGUGGCGGUGACAUGGGUUACGGUGGUGGUAUGGGUGGUGGAGACAUGAACGGUGGUGAUAUGGGCGGUUAUGGUGGUGGUAAGUUUUUGGGGGAUUUUUAAAGAGUGUGAUAUUUUUAAAUAGGUAUUAUAAGAAAGAAUGGCAGUUGGAUACUUUUUGAAAAUUUUAAUUUUUUGGAAAUCUGCACCGUGCAAAUUGAAUUAAACAUUGAUUGCACGGUGCAGUUUUAAUUACUUAAAGUAAUGCUUUAGGCAAAAAAAUAGUGUUGAAAAAAAGCAAGAAAAACCCAUUGACGUAUUUUACCAAAUUUUUCAAAAAACAUAUUUUGUAGGCUACGGUGCCGGAAACGGUCAAAUGGGAGGCAACUACGGCGGUUUCCCACAGGGCGGACCUGGAUUCCCUCAACAGCAGUAA
Bursaphelenchus okinawaensis is the source of this 550-nucleotide messenger RNA. The record is from the annotation of a GenBank genome assembly. NCBI's taxonomy places the organism in Eukaryota, Metazoa, Nematoda, Chromadorea, Rhabditida, Aphelenchoididae.